Molecule: messenger RNA, 714 nt
Organism: Caenorhabditis remanei
Lineage: Eukaryota; Metazoa; Nematoda; Chromadorea; Rhabditida; Rhabditidae
Exons: 5
Coding region: 1-714 (237 amino acids)
Biological process (GO): mRNA splicing, via spliceosome
Cellular component (GO): post-mRNA release spliceosomal complex
Source: RefSeq, a predicted model, not a curated record
AUGUUCCGUCGUCCAGAUGAUGAUGACGACGAUUACAGUGGGCGAAAGGUGGUGAAACCGAAGCCGAUCGCUGAGAAAUACGCGAAAAAGUUGGGAUCCGAGUUCGCAACCGGAAAAACAUUUGUGACUGGAAGUGACAAGUCACAAAAAGAUUUCUACGGCAGUCAACAAGUACGAAACGAUGUGAUGGGAUCAUCAGGUUCGGGGUCAACUCCAUUGACUGAAGAUGAGAAAAAUAAGUUGUCGGCGAAGAUUCUGAAGGCGGAAAUGAAGGGGGAUACGGAUCUCGUGAAAAAGUUGAAACGAAAACUGGAAUCAGGUGUAUCCGGAGAAGACGAGCCACCGAAAUCGCGUUCGAAGGAUGUGACAAUGAUGAGAAGGGAUCGAGAGGGAAACAUCCUACCGGCCAGUAGUAGUAGUCGACGAUCAGAUUCUGAUAGACAUGCAGAGGGUUCCUCCAGAAUGCGACGUGAAUAUGAGAAAUCACAGGAUCUUGAUUCAAUGGUUCGCGAGGAGAAAACUGGAACAGCUGGUGACCAAUUACGUCUUUUUGAGAAGCAAUUGAUUAAAAGCUCAAAAAUCCGGCGUCACGACGAUGAAAGUGUGGAUGAUAUAGCUGAAAUGCAGAAAGGACGGAAGAAAACAGAUGAGAAGGAUAAGAAACGGAAGGAGAAAGAGGCGAUUAAAGGUAUUUUUGAUAGGAUACUAUUUUAG